CGGCGUCUCUGUGCGUCUGGGUGCGCCUGAGGUCGCUGUUCUCAGCGUCAGCUCUCCUUUUUCCUUUCGAUUUUGGAGAGAAAAUGGAGAAACACUACGCGGACACACGAGUCAAAGGAGUCAGCACAGGGACCACCAUCCUGGCAGCCACUUUUGAUGGAGGGGUCGUGAUUGGGUCAGACUCCAGGGCUUCUAUUGGAGGUGAAUAUGUUUCAUCAAAGACCAUCAACAAGGUGAUCCAGGUUCAUGACCGGAUCUUCUGCUGCAUGGCUGGCUCACUUGCUGAUGCUCAGGCUGUCACCAAGGCAGCAAAAUUUCAUCUGUCCUUCCACAGUAUCCAGAUGGAGACCCCCCCUCUAGUAAUAUCAGCAGCAUCAGUGCUGAAAGAGUUGUGUUACAAAAACAAAGACGAGCUUCAGGCUGGUUUUAUCACAGCAGGCUGGGACAGGAAGAAAGGAGCACAGGUGUAUGUCGUGUCUCUUGGUGGGAUGUUGGUCAGGCAGCCGGUUAUGAUCGGUGGCUCAGGCAGCACCUACAUCUACGGCUAUGUUGACGCCAAAUAUAGACCAGACAUGAGCCGAGAGGAGUGUCUACAAUUUGCCAUUAAUGCUCUUGCUCUGGCCAUGGGCAGGGACAACGUCAGUGGAGGCGUGGCUCACUUGGCGGUGAUCACUGAAACGGGGGUGGAGCAUAUUGUAGUACCUGGUGACAAGCUGCCGGUCUUCCAUGAUGAAUGACACCUUUGAACAACCAAUGAAUUUAUUUUUGUUUUUAUUUUUUACAUUAUAAAGUAUAUGUAUUCAGUCCUUCAUCCACUGUUAUAGCUCCUUGUUGAAAUGGGAAAAAUAAACAAGUUGCUUUUCAAUAAGAAAUGUAAUAUCACUAGGGGUCAUUCUCUUGUUAUGGUAGCAUGUCAGCCAGUUCAUAAAUGUCAAAGAAUUAGUCAUUACAAAACCAAAAAACAAUUAAUUUUAUGUAUCAGAUUUCCUGGUUUUCAUAGUAGCUGUAUGUUUUGUAAAGAUUUAUUUGUCUUGAAAUUAAGAAAUAUAAGCACCAAAACAGGCUAUGUGUUUUUUUGUUUUA
This is a messenger RNA of Cheilinus undulatus (humphead wrasse), 1083 nucleotides long. It is a transcript of the gene psmb12, whose product is annotated as proteasome 20S subunit beta 12. Gene Ontology annotation, molecular function: threonine-type endopeptidase activity. The transcript is spliced from 6 exons. The coding region runs from base 84 to 737 and encodes 217 amino acids. Lineage: Eukaryota; Metazoa; Chordata; Actinopteri; Labriformes; Labridae. Gene Ontology annotation, cellular component: proteasome core complex. The record is from RefSeq and is a predicted model, not a curated record.